Messenger RNA from Cynara cardunculus var. scolymus (artichoke), 1065 nucleotides. RefSeq lists its product as uncharacterized. The transcript is spliced from 3 exons. The record is from RefSeq and is a predicted model, not a curated record. The coding region runs from base 1 to 1065 and encodes 354 amino acids. NCBI's taxonomy places the organism in Eukaryota, Viridiplantae, Streptophyta, Magnoliopsida, Asterales, Asteraceae. Gene Ontology annotation, molecular function: zinc ion binding; nucleic acid binding.
AUGCCGUCAAGAAGGGAGAUCCCUGAUUUAGUGCAACUCGUAUCUGACCAACUUAUCGCUGCGCUACCCAAUAUAGUCAGCCAUGUGGCUGCUGGACUGAAUGCCAACCAGACCUCAAGCUCUGAAUCUAGACCUCAACGAGAAUGUACUUAUAAGACUUUCAGAGCUUGUAACCCCAAGGAAUUUAAUGGAACCAAGGGAGCAGUGGAAUUACUAUCAUGGCUAGAGAAUGUGGAAUCCGUUCUGCAUAUUAGUAAAUGUACCGAAGGAAAUAAAGUGAAGUACGCAGCAUGCCUAUUGCAAGGAAGGGCACUCACUUGGUGGAACACUAUAGUUCAAACCAGGGGUCGAGAAGCAGCUAACCGACUCUCCUGGGAGGAGUUUAAGAAACUGCUAAAGGACGAAUACUGUCCGAGGAGCAAACUCCAAAAAAUGGAAAUGGAGUUGUGGAACCUCGAAAUGAAAGGAGAAAAUAUCUCUGCGUACACAACAAGAUUUCAUGAGUUAGCAAAUCUUGUGCCACAUCUGACUAUCCAAGAGGCGGUAGAAAUUGCCACUAAACUCACAAACAAUGCUGUACGAUCUGGAGGGUUGGCCAAAGAAAAACGAAAGAUAGAGGAGUAUGGGGACCGAAGAAUUGGGAGGAAAUUCGACAAAAGCAGGAGAAUGGCGAAGAAUGUUAGAGCUCAAUCACAAGUGAUAAGGCAGGGCGAUGCGGAAAGAUGCAAUAAGUGCAAAUUUCCACACCUAGGAAAUUGUAUCACCUGCCAGAGGUGUCGUCUAGGGGGCCACACGGCAAAGGACUGCCGGAAGCGGUUAUGCUAUGAAUGUGGAAGCCCAGACCAUAUAAGGAAUGAUUACCCAAAGCGGAAAACAAUGGCAAAUGUAAACCAGAAUCGACAGAAUAGCGCAGGUAAUUCAGGAAGUCAGGCUCGAGGCAGAGCUUUUGAAUUGGGAGCCAGGGAAGCCAGAAAGGAUCCCAGCGUGGUUACAGUUAAGGCCGAGCACCAGAAACCUUCAGGUCUGCUCCAGCAGCUCGAGAUUCCUCAAUGGAAAUGGGAGUAG